Molecule: messenger RNA, 1599 nt
Organism: Erigeron canadensis
Lineage: Eukaryota; Viridiplantae; Streptophyta; Magnoliopsida; Asterales; Asteraceae
Product: probable receptor-like protein kinase At1g30570
Exons: 2
Coding region: 229-1347 (372 amino acids)
Biological process (GO): protein autophosphorylation
Cellular component (GO): plasmodesma; plasma membrane
Molecular function (GO): ATP binding; calcium ion binding; transmembrane receptor protein tyrosine kinase activity
Source: RefSeq, a predicted model, not a curated record
AGUUACAUGGCUUCAUUUCCAUACCGACUUAGAGAGUAUACAAAAUUCAAACUCUUUACUUGUGUCCUUACAAAAUCCAAACCCCUUAUCUUUCUACACUACCCAAAGAACUAAUUACAUCUCUUAAUUUAUGAGUUUGGAACAUCAAUUGCUAAUUUGGAACUUCAAUUUACUGGAGUAUCUGAUUUCACAUAUCUCCUUAUCCACAUAUAACCGUGUCCUAGCUUCAUGGCUGAGUUUGCACAUCUUAAAAUCCAAUUGGCAGAGAUAAAAAAUGCCACAAGUAACUUCAAUAACAAUGUUAUUGGAAUAGGGGGAUUUGGGAAGGUCUAUGCAGGCACAUUGUCUCACUCUAUGGGGCGAAGCAUGGUUGCUAUCAAGCGCCUAGAUCGUAGAUUUGGACAAGGAGAUCCAGAGUUCUGGAAAGAGCUCAUGAUGCUUUCGCGUUAUAUGCAUAAAAAUCUCAUCUCUCUCCUCGGAUAUUGCGACGAGGCUGGUGAGAGGAUCAUUGUCUAUGAGUACGCAUCUAAUGGAAGCCUUGAUCGCCAUCUAAGUUCCCAUAGUCUAUCGUGGACACAACGUAUCAAGAUAUGCCUUGAUGCUGCAAAUGGUCUAAGUUACCUACAUGAUCCCAAAGGCACCCAGCAAAGAGUUCUCCACCGCGAUAUAAAAAGUUCCAACAUCUUACUGGAUGCCAAUUGGAAUGCAAAACUUUCUGACAUGGGACUUUCAAAAUUUGGACCUGCAAAUCAGCAACACACUGUUCUUUUCACCAAUAUUGUAGGUACCCCUGGGUACUGUGAUCCGCAAUUUAUGUACACAUACAGGUUGACGAAAGAAUCAGAUAUAUACUCUUUUGGAGUUGUCUUAUUUGAAGUCUUAUGUGGGAAAUUAUGUUUUAAGUCAACCAAGGACGACUUGGAGAUCUUAGUGCCCAGCUGGAAACAAAAAUACAAACAUAAUAAUUUACAAGACAUUGUCUUUCAAGAUCUGAGGCCAUCAAUGAACUCCACUUCCUUGGAAAUAUUUUCAAACAUUGCAUUCGAAUGUUUGCAUGACUCUCGCGAACAACGACCAACCAUUUCUCAGGUUGUGGAAAAACUUAAGAGGGCACUUGAACUUCAAGAACUUCACGAUAAGAAACUGUUUGAGGACAAUAAGAUAGGGAUGGAUGAAUUAGCUCUACGUGAAGCCUUCCGCAACAAUGGAUUUUGGUUUGCCAAUUGGAGGGCUAAGCGUGCAUUGAAGUCUGUAGAUGACAAUCGUAAUGGUGUCAUUGAUAAAGAAGAGAUAUCCAAGCUCUUGGCCUUCGUAGAGAAGGGGCGUAGAAAGAGGAUUGUUUCAUAAUACAAUCAUCUUCAUCAUAUCAUAUGGACUCUUAUUGUGUCAAGAUGAGAUAUGGAUUCUAAUCUAUAUAUAAGAAUUAAGAAGGUAUUAUUAUCAAAUAAGAAAGCUUCAUAUCUAUAUAGAUAAUCUAUAUAUGGACAUAUAGAUAUAGGUAAUGAUGUAAUGAUAGAUACGUACAUUAUAUAUAGUUGGCUGUGUAGCAUGCAUGCAAUGCAUGGCUGAUUAAUUAAAUACAGUAACAAAUUAAGGCCA